This is a messenger RNA of Nestor notabilis (Kea), 1047 nucleotides long. RefSeq names its product granulocyte-macrophage colony-stimulating factor receptor subunit alpha-like. Gene Ontology annotation, molecular function: protein binding; cytokine receptor activity. NCBI's taxonomy places the organism in Eukaryota, Metazoa, Chordata, Aves, Psittaciformes, Psittacidae. The transcript has 10 exons. Gene Ontology annotation, biological process: cytokine-mediated signaling pathway. The record is from RefSeq and is a predicted model, not a curated record. The coding region runs from base 1 to 1047 and encodes 348 amino acids. Gene Ontology annotation, cellular component: membrane; external side of plasma membrane.
AUGAUUGCUCCUCUUGCACUCAUCUUCAUGACCCAGUGGAUGUUGCUGAUCACCCAGUUCUGUGUUGGCUGGCACUGCACAGGCUCAGAGAUGCCAGACUCACCUAUUAGAAAUUUGAUGCUGAAUCAACGGAAAGUGGAAUUGAGUUGGACGAGCAGAAUGAAUUUCACUGAGGACUGCAUGAAUGGAUCAGCCAUUGACAACUUCUCCUGUGUGAUUUAUAACAUUUCCCUCAUGAACUGCACUUGGCAGGCAGGCAAGGAUGCACCAGCAGAUACCCAGUAUUUUCUCUACUGGCAGAACUCCAGAUAUGAGGAUGCGAUGGAAUGUGAGCUUUACAUUCAGGAUGAAAAUGGCAGAAAUACAGGAUGUAGAUUCCAAAAUGUGAGGAUAGAGACUGAAAAAGCUUACUUCUUGGUGAACGGCUCUAGCAAAGACUCCCUGAUCCAGUUCUAUGAUGCAUACAUUCAACUGUAUAAAAUUGAAAAGCUCAUGCCUCCAGCAAAUAUCACUGUCAACUGUGAUGAAAUUAAAAACAAUUGCAUAAUUCAAUGGCAACGACCCCAAAUAAGUCAUUCUAACAAAGACAAGUGUUUUAAAUAUGAAAUCAACAUAAAGUAUAAGGGUAGCCCUGAGGAAAAAAACAUCUAUACUUCCAUACAAGAAGGGGGAUAUAAUCACACAUUUCAAAGAUACAACACAAGAAAGAAGUGUCUCUUGAAAAUGAGGGCAGCUGGCAGUGUCUGCUUUGUGAGCCCAGCCUGGGGGGAGUGGAGUGCACCUGUAGAGUUUGGAAAUGAAGAAAUUAUUUCUUCUGCAGUAUGGAUCUUACUUGUGGUAGCAUUUGGGACACUCUUAGUGGCAAUUGUCACAAUUUUAUUCUGCAGAAGGACUGGCUGUUGGAAAGCAGCAUUUCCACAAGUCCCAGAGCCAAAAAAUGCAUUUCAUAGACUGCCUGAUACAAAUACAGAGCUGAUGGAGAUUAAAAUUCAGUCAAUAACAUCUGAUAAGGAAGAGAUAACAUUAGUUGCUGACAUAUUGAAAUAA